CUAUUGUCUUGUAGGAACCCAAGCCAGUGUCAAAAGGACCCAGUGUGGUGAAGAUCAAAGAGAAAAAAUCUCCAAAGAAGCAGACUGUUUUUGACCCAGCAGCCUUAGAGAAAAAAGGAAUAAGAAAAUCAACCCAGUUAAAAUCAGCUGAGACAGUGAAACGGCAGAGAGAGAGAGCAGAAGUGGAGAGAAAGCGUGCAAUGAGCAAAAGGGACAGAGCGCCAAGCCUCCCAAGGCUGACACAAGAAGAGUUGCUAGAGGAGGCGAAAAUAACGGAGGAAAUCAAUCUCAAGUCAUUAGAGAAAUAUGAAUUAGCGGAACUGGAUCGAAAGAAACCCAAGGUUGUUCGUCGAGGAUUUACAAGUUCAUUCAUCCGAUAUCAGUCUACUGCAAUGCCAUUGAUCCAAGAAAUAAAGUCUUCAGAAGAUGUAGAAAUGGAGGAACCAAAUGUAGAAGUUGAUAUUACACAGGACCAAAUAGGUACCAGUAUGGCACCUACUUCAGUACUAGGGGAUGACAAGGAAAACACACUGACGAAACAAAAUGCAACUGAAGUAUGUGAAAGAACAUUUAUAACCUUCUCAGAUGAGGGAAGCUACAAGAGAGCUUUCAGAAAGUCCAAACCGAAAUCUGUACAGAAGAAUAUUUGUCCCAUCACUCGUUUUGCAGCAAGAUACUUUGAUCCUGUGACUCAGCUGCCUUAUGCAACCCUCCAAGCAUUCCGUGUUCUUCGGGAAGCAUAUUAUCAACAGCUAGAAGAUAAAGGAGACCGGAAUAAUAAGGAGGUUGCAAAGUGGUUGGCUUGGCGACGUGAGUACAAAAAGGUCCGUGCUUCAGCUCAAAGUAUCAAGCCUACUGUUACGACCCUCCAACAAUCAUCUGCUGCUGUCAGUUCUUCCAUUCGCACACCAACACCAAAUACACCAGUUCAGGGUACAACAAUUCCACAGACUGUAUCUUAUAGCUCUACAGGUAAUGGGAUAUCAACACCUACUUCAGCAGUAACAUCAGUUGCUGCAGUAGCUCAGAUAUUAAGAUCAGCUGUGCCAGCUUCAACUGCACUUAUGGUAACUACAGCUACACCAAGUACACUACCUACAACCACUACAUCCCUUGGUACAAUUGCUGCUUCUUCAUUGCACCUUGGUGCCAGACCAAUUGCAUCUACAAUAUCAGCUUCACAACCAGGUGGGCUUGCUAGCCUUCAAGGGCAAACUGUUCAAUUGGUUCAAACUGUGGGUAGAGGAGUGAGCAGCACUGGCCGUCCCAGCCACCAGAUGGUAGUUGUAACUAGUGCUAGCGCCACUGGAGGAAUGCAGUUGGUGGGCAGUGGAACAGGUGCCAAUCUUCUGGUCCAAGGUGGCACAGGAGGAACCACCAAUCUUUUGGUUCAAGGUGGUACUUCAGCCAGUGUAGGAAACCUCCAGAUUGUGCAGGCUAGUGGAGGCAGUGGAGUUCAGGUUGUGCAGGCUAGUGGAGGAGGGAAUGUUCAAGUUGUGCAAGCCAGUGGUGGAGGCAACGUCCAGGUUGUGCAAGGAGGACGCUUCACAAUUCGACCUGUUGCAAGUCAGGCCUUCACUAAUCUACAAUCUCUUCUUAAGUAAAUGCAUUGCAGAAACAAAUUGUUUUUUGUUAUUUUCCACCAAUGUUCAGAUUAUUAUGCAGCAAAUACUUGUAUUGUUCUUUCACAUAUAAAUUAUAGCACUUUGUUGGUUACCCAGAAAAGGUUUCUUCAAUAUUUCUGAGCACAUUUGUUAUCUUUCUUUUUCCCUUUAUUUGUUAAACCCUAAUGAGACAGGGGACAUAAACAUUUCCCCAUAAUGUUAAGAACUAAUCAGCUAUGCUGAGGGUCUAGAAAGCCUCUCAUUCUCAAGUUUGUAACUGGAAUGACCAUAAUAUCAUAUAUUUAUAAUCAUGUAAAAUCUCAGGAAACUUUCAUUAAAUGGCAAUAAUUUUGUCUCUGUAUGUUGCCUAAAUUAUGUCUGGUAAGAGAAUUUUAUUGGAUUAGAGAUAUAUGCUCUCUUUGAAUCGAUUGAUUGACAAAAACUAAUUUUGAAGUAAAUGUGUAUCUUCGUCAAGGUGGGUUUUAAUAGACAAAUUAUGUAAGUGUAUGCUUUCUUACUUUUCAUAUUGUAAAGGAAGUAUGAAAUGUGUGCUCUUAAACAUUCCUAUACUUAUUAGUAACCCACAGUAUUGAAUGACUUGUUAAAAAUAUCCCAAAGUUUGUUUACAGUAAUUGAACUCUUUAAGAUCUAGGAAUAUAUUUACUUGUGUCUUUUUGUUGUCUUAAGGUUAUUAAAGCCAAAAUUGAGAGGUUAUUGCAAUUAUCACUUCUUAUUCGUAAUAUUAAAAAACAUUGUGGUCAUAGUAUAUUAGUAAAAAAAAAAAAGUCAACUAAUGUGCUAUAUCACAAUAGCUGUAUUAUUAUUAAAGAAUAGGAACACAUUGGUACAUUCUAAUGAGAGGAUCUUCCAUGAAUUUAGAGUUUUAAUAGCAAUAUAAUGUUUUGUAUAUAAAUAAAAAAGGAAAAAGAAACCUA
Molecule: messenger RNA, 2539 nt
Organism: Penaeus vannamei (Pacific white shrimp)
Lineage: Eukaryota; Metazoa; Arthropoda; Malacostraca; Decapoda; Penaeidae
Source: RefSeq, a predicted model, not a curated record